Scleropages formosus (Asian bonytongue) is the source of this 905-nucleotide messenger RNA. Its product is annotated as dual specificity protein phosphatase 18. NCBI's taxonomy places the organism in Eukaryota, Metazoa, Chordata, Actinopteri, Osteoglossiformes, Osteoglossidae. Gene Ontology annotation, molecular function: protein tyrosine phosphatase activity; MAP kinase tyrosine/serine/threonine phosphatase activity. The record is from RefSeq and is a predicted model, not a curated record. Gene Ontology annotation, cellular component: cytoplasm. The coding region runs from base 85 to 882 and encodes 265 amino acids. The transcript has 2 exons. Gene Ontology annotation, biological process: peptidyl-tyrosine dephosphorylation.
CUCUCCAUCCUGCUAUGUUAACACACCUACUCUGUAGUGGCAGUAGUAGUAAAGGUCCUCUUUCUGAUUUGCAAUAUUUUUACAAUGUUGCUGCAAGCUGGAUUCAUCCCACAAGCCCUUGAAACUUGUUCAAGGGUGAAUUAUUUUAAUAAGGAGGUAAUGAAUGGGCUGACCGGCUACUGCCGGUGCUGUGUCUCAUGGAACAUCUUUGUGACAAAGGUAGUUUCACCCUGUAAGCUGACGAGGACAGGAGACCCACCCCACAGCGUUUCACCACCUUCUAUAAUUAACAGUCCACACCAUUGGUUACUGGAGGCCUGCGGUCUAUAUUGGGAACGGCCAGUGGAGCACCAGCAGCGGGGGAGAAGCAGCCUGGAGCCAGUGGGGUCUGAACCUAGCAAGCCUGCAACCAGCCUCAUGUCCGUGUCUCAGAUCACCUCAACCCUGUUCCUGGGCGAUGCUGAGUGCGCCACGGACCACGCCCUGGUGUCCCGCAAACGCAUCACACUCAUCAUCAAUGCCACGCUGACACACUGCCGUCCUUCACACCGUGGCGUGGAGUUCGUCCGAGUUCCUGUCCCGGACCUCCCUCACGCCCGUCUGAGUGACCACUUUGACAGGGUGGCUGAGUGUAUCCAUAACAACCAGGUGGGAAGCACACUGGUGCACUGCGCCGCUGGCCGGAGCCGCUCCCCAGCCCUGGUCAUGGCGUAUCUGAUGCGGUACAGAGGAAUGACACUGAGUGAAGCUCACCGCUGGGUCCGCGACCGGCGCCCAUACAUCUGCCUCAACGCUGGCUUCUGGGACCAGCUGCUACUUUACGAGAAGAGGCUCUACGGGAAAAACACGGUGCAGCUGGCUACUCCACCCCCGUGGCUGUAGGACCUUGCCCUGGUGAGAUUCAU